AAAAGUAUCAGUAGCUGAUGUCUCUGGUCUGUGUCCAUCCUGUUCUGAUACUCAGGACUGGCCAGCUGUCUGCGUAACUGGAACCAUCACAGGCAGAGGUUUUUCUUUUACCACAAAACGCCAUCUCGUAAGGCGCAGCCAUGAGUUCGGACCAGGAGAUGUCGAUUUUUGGGGUGGCCGCCCAUUUUCUCAGGAAAUCUGAGAAGGAGCGGAUUGAAGCCCAAAACAAGCCGUUUGAUGCAAAGACAUCUGUGUUUGUGACUGAAGCUAAAGAAGCUUAUGUGAAGGGUACGCUUCAAAGCAAGGAAGGAGGGAAGGCAACUGUAAAAACGGAGGGUGGGCAGACUUUAACAGUGAAGGAUGACCAAAUCUUCCCCAUGAAUCCACCUAAAUAUGAUAAAAUUGAAGAUAUGGCGAUGAUGACUCACUUGAAUGAGCCCGCUGUCCUGUAUAACCUCAAAGAGCGUUACGCAGCUUGGAUGAUCUAUACAUAUUCAGGCCUGUUCUGUGUCACUGUCAACCCAUAUAAGUGGCUGCCUGUGUACAACCCUGAGGUGGUUAAUGGGUACAGAGGGAAAAAGCGUCAGGAGGCUCCACCACACAUCUUCUCUAUCUCUGAUAACGCCUAUCAGUCCAUGCUGACUGAUCGUGAAAACCAGUCUAUCUUGAUCACCGGAGAAUCCGGAGCAGGAAAGACUGUGAACACGAAACGUGUCAUCCAGUAUUUUGCAACAAUUGCAUCUGUGGGUGACAAAAAGAAAGAAGAAACUUCCAAAGCCAAGGGCACCCUGGAGGAUCAGAUUAUCCAGGCCAACCCUCUGCUGGAAGCCUUUGGUAAUGCGAAGACCGUGAGGAAUGACAAUUCAUCCCGUUUCGGUAAAUUCAUUAGAAUCCAUUUUGGCACCACUGGAAAACUGUCUUCUGCUGAUAUUGAAACAUAUCUGCUUGAGAAAUCCAGAGUAACAUUUCAGCUGAAAGCUGAGAGGAGUUAUCACAUCUUCUACCAGAUCAUGUCCAACAAGAAGCCAGAAUUGAUCGAAAUGCUUCUGAUCACCACUAACCCAUAUGACUACCCAUUUGUAAGCCAAGGGGAGAUUUCAGUGGCUAGCAUCGAUGACACGGAAGAACUGUUAGCUACUGAUAGUGCCAUUGAUAUCCUGGGAUUCUCCGCUGAUGAAAAGGUAUCCAUUUACAAGCUGACAGGUGCUGUAAUACACUAUGGUAACAUGAAGUUCAAGCAGAAGCAAAGAGAGGAGCAGGCCGAGCCUGAUGGUACAGAAGUUGCUGAUAAGAUCGCCUAUCUGAUGAAUCUAAACUCCUCUGAGCUUCUUAAAGGGCUUUGCUACCCCAGAGUCAAAGUUGGAAAUGAAUAUGUCACUAAAGGCCAGACUGUGCAACAGGUAAACAACAAUGUUGGCGCCCUGGCAAAAGCAGUCUAUGAGAAGAUGUUCUUAUGGAUGGUCACAAGAAUCAAUGAGCAAUUGGACACGAAGCAGCCAAGACAGUUUUUCAUUGGUGUACUGGAUAUUGCUGGAUUUGAAAUAUUUGAUUACAACAGCUUGGAACAACUUUGCAUUAACUUUACUAAUGAGAAACUGCAACAGUUCUUCAACCAUCACAUGUUUGUGCUUGAGCAAGAGGAGUAUAAGAAGGAAGGAAUUGAGUGGGAGUUCAUUGACUUCGGCAUGGAUUUGGCUGCCUGCAUUGAGCUUAUUGAGAAGCCAAUGGGCAUCUUCUCCAUCCUUGAAGAGGAGUGCAUGUUCCCCAAGGCAACUGACACUUCAUUCAAGAACAAGCUGUAUGACCAACAUCUUGGCAAGUCCAAUAAUUUCCAGAAGCCCAAACCAGCCAAAGGCAAAGCCGAGGCCCACUUCUCUCUGGUCCACUAUGCAGGGACAGUGGAUUACAACAUCAGUGGCUGGCUUGACAAGAACAAGGACCCACUGAAUGAAACGGUCAUUGGGCUCUACCAGAAGUCUUCUCUGAAAACAUUGGCAUAUCUUUUUUCCAGCUAUUCCGCAACUGACGCAGAUGGUGCUGGUGGAAAGAAAGGUGGCAAAAAGAAGGGUUCCUCUUUCCAGACAGUAUCUGCCCUUUUCCGGGAAAAUUUAAAUAAAUUGAUGACCAAUCUUAGGACAACACACCCUCACUUUGUACGUUGCCUUAUUCCCAAUGAGACCAAAACUCCAGGUUCAAUGGAACAUGAUCUGGUAUUGCAUCAGCUGAGGUGCAAUGGUGUGCUAGAGGGAAUCAGGAUUUGCAGAAAAGGUUUUCCCAGCAGAAUCCAGUAUGGUGACUUCAAGCAGAGAUACAGAAUCUUAAAUGCCAGCGCUAUUCCAGAGGGCCAGUUUAUUGACAGCAAAAAGGCUUCAGAAAAGCUUCUUGGAUCCAUCGACAUUGACCACACACAGUACAGAUUUGGACACACAAAGGUGUUCUUUAAAGCUGGUCUGCUGGGGACACUGGAAGAGAUGCGAGAUGACCGGCUGGCACAGAUCAUCACUCGUACACAAGCUAGGUGCAGGGGAUUCCUUAUGAGAGUGGAAUUCCAGAAGAUGAUGGAAAGGAGAGAAGCAUUAUUUUCUAUCCAAUAUAACAUCCGAGCAUUCAUGAAUGUCAAACAUUGGCCAUGGAUGAAACUCUUCUUCAAGAUCAAACCUCUAUUGAAGAGCGCUGAGUCAGAGAAAGAAAUGCAGAACAUGAAGGAAGAGUUUGCAAAGACCAAGGAGGCUCUGACCAAGUCAGAGGCAAAAAGGAAGGAGCUGGAGGAGAAAAUGGUUAAAAUUGUCCAAGAAAAAAAUGAUCUGCACCUCCAAGUACAGUCUGAAUCUGAAAACUUAACAGAUGCAGAGGAGAGAUGUGAUCAGUUGAUCAAAACCAAAAUCCAGUUGGAAGCAAAGAUAAAAGAGUUUAAUGAGAGGCUGGAGGAUGAGGAAGAGUCAAAUGCUGAGCUUACCGCCAAGAAGAGGAAACUGGAGGAUGAGUGUUCAGAGUUGAAAAAAGAUAUUGAUGACCUUGAGUUGACUUUGGCUAAGGUUGAGAAGGAGAAACAUGCUACAGAAAAUAAGGUUAAAAACCUGACAGAGGAGAUGGCCGUUUUGGAUGAGAACAUUGCUAAACUAACAAAGGAGAAGAAAGCUCUUCAAGAAGCUCACCAGCAAACUCUAGAUGACCUCCAGGCUGAAGAAGAUAAAGUGAACACAUUGACCAAAGCCAAGACUAAGCUUGAACAGCAAGUUGAUGAUCUUGAGGGAUCGUUGGAGCAAGAAAAGAAAUUACGCAUGGACCUUGAAAGAUCUAAGAGGAAACUUGAGGGUGAUCUCAAAUUAGCCCAGGAAACCGUCAUGGAUAUAGAAAAUGAUAAACAACAGAUGGAAGAGAAACUUAAAAAGAAAGAUUUUGAAAUUAGCCAAUAUCUGAGCAAAAUUGAAGAUGAACAAGCACUCGGUGCUCAGCUACAGAAGAAAAUUAAAGAGCUGCAGGCUCGGAUUGAAGAGCUUGAAGAGGAAAUUGAGGCAGAACGUACAGCCCGUGCCAAGGCAGAGAAGCAACGUUCCGAUCACUCCAGGGAGCUUGAAGAGAUCAGUGAGCGCCUGGAAGAAGCCGGUGGAGCAACCUCUGUUCAGAUAGAGAUGAACAAAAAGCGUGAGGCAGAAUUCCAGAAGAUGCGACGUGACCUGGAAGAGGCCACCUUACAACAUGAAGCCACUGCUGCCGCUCUCCGAAAGAAGCAUGCAGACAGCACUGCUGAGCUUGGAGAGCAAAUUGAUAGCCUCCAGAGGGUCAAGCAGAAACUGGAGAAAGAAAAAAGUGAAUAUAAGAUGGAGAUUGAUGAUCUUGCCAGCAACUUGGAGUCAGUUUCCAAAGCAAAGGCCAAUUAUGAGAAAAUUUGCCGCACACUAGAAGACCAGCUGAGUGAACUUAAGACUAAAGAGGAAGAACAUCAACGACAAAUUAAUGACAUCAACGCUCAAAGAGCCCGUCUGCAAACUGAAAAUGGUGAAUAUUCCCGUCAACUGGAAGAACGGGAUGCCCUUAUCUCUCAGCUUUCCAGAGGCAAACAGGCUUUCACUCAGCAAAUUGAAGAGCUGAAGAGACAACUAGAAGAGGAAACUAAGGCCAAAAAUGCCCUUGCACAUGGCUUGCAGUCCGCCCGCCAUGACUGUGACCUACUGAGGGAGCAAUACGAAGAGGAGCAAGAAGCUAAAUCUGAGCUUCAGCGUGCAUUGUCCAAGGCCAAUGGUGAGGUAGCCCAGUGGAGAACAAAAUACGAGACAGAUGCUAUUCAGCGCACUGAGGAGCUGGAAGAAGCCAAGAAGAAGCUGGCACAGAGAUUACAAGAGGCUGAGGAACAGAUCGAGGCUGUGAAUUCUAAGUGUGCUUCCCUUGAGAAGACCAAACUUAGGCUGCAGAAUGAAGUUGAGGAUCUCAUGGUUGAUGUGGAAAGGUCAAACAGUGCAUGUGCUGCUCUGGACAAGAAGCAGAGGAACUUUGACAAGGUUCUGGCUGAAUGGAAGCAGAAGUUUGAGGAGUCACAAGCUGAGCUGGAGUCUUCGCUGAAGGAGUCCCGUUCUUUGAGUACCGAGCUGUUCAAGAUGAAGAACGCUUAUGAAGAAUCCCUGGACCACUUAGAAACCAUCAAGCGGGAGAACAAGAAUCUGCAACAGGAGAUAUCUGACCUCACAGAGCAAGUAUCAGAGAUCACAAAGACCCUACAUGAAGUGGAAAAGGCCAAAAAGCAGCUUGAGCAAGAAAAGAUUGAAGUUCAGACAGCACUGGAGGAAGCAGAGGCAUCUCUUGAACAUGAGGAAGGAAAGAUCCUCCGAAUUCAGCUGGAACUCAACCAAAUAAAAUCAGAAAUUGACAGGAAGAUUGCAGAGAAAGAUGAAGAAAUCGACCAGCUGAAGAGGAACCAUACCAGGGUGGUUGAGUCCAUGCAGAGCACAUUGGACGCAGAAAUCAGGAGCAGGAAUGAUGCUCUGAGGUUGAAGAAGAAAAUGGAGGGGGAUCUUAAUGAAAUGGAGAUCCAGUUAAGCCAUGCCAACCGCCAGGCCGCAGAGUCACAGAAGCAGCUGAGAAAUGUCCAGGGUUUGCUUAAGGAUGUUCAAAUCCAUCUAGAUGACUCCCUCAGAACCCAAGAAGAUCUGAAAGAACAGCUGGCCAUAGUUGAGCGCAGAGCAAACCUCAUGCAGUCUGAAAUAGAGGAGAUAAGGGCAGCUCUAGAACAAACAGACAGGAGCAGGAAGGUGGCAGAACAAGAGCUGCUGGAUGUAAAUGAGCGUGUCCAACUCUUACACUCACAGAACACAAGCUUGAUCAACACUAAGAAGAAGCUAGAAAGCGACAUUGCUCAGUUACAGUCAGAGGUAGAGGAAGCCAUACAAGAAGCUCGCAAUGCAGAAGAGAAAGCUAAGAAGGCAAUCACUGAUGCUGCUAUGAUGGCAGAAGAGCUGAAGAAAGAGCAGGACACCAGUGCUCAUCUGGAGAGGAUGAAGAAGAAUCUUGAUCAGACUGUGAAGGAUCUUCAGCUACGUCUUGAUGAAGCUGAACAAUUGGCACUGAAGGGUGGAAAGAAACAGCUCCAAAAAUUGGAGGCUAGGGUGAGGGAACUUGAAAAUGAAGUUGAUACUGAGCAGAAACGCAGUUCAGAAGCCAUUAAGGGUGUUCGGAAAUAUGAAAGACGAGUAAAGGAGCUCACAUAUCAGUCUGAAGAAGACAAGAAGAAUAUCCUGAGACUCCAAGAUCUUGUAGACAAACUCCAACUGAAAGUGAAGGCCUACAAGAGGCAGACCGAGGAAAUAGAGGAACAAUCAAAUGCAAACCUGGGCAAGUAUCGCAAAAUCCAGCAUGAGUUGGAGGAAGCUGAAGAGCGUGCCGAUAUCGCAGAGUCUCAGGUCAACAAACUUCGAGCUAAAACACGAGAAGUUACCAAGAUCUCAAAGAAUGAAGAAUGAAGGAGCAACUGAGCCAUACAGUGAAUGAAGAAAUGCACAUAAUGUGAAAUCUUUGUCACUAAAUGAUGUCUUAAAAUUUCUAGUAAUAAAUAAAUAUGUAGAAAUUUGCAAGAA
Molecule: messenger RNA, 6068 nt
Organism: Pseudophryne corroboree (corroboree frog)
Lineage: Eukaryota; Metazoa; Chordata; Amphibia; Anura; Myobatrachidae
Product: myosin-1B
Exons: 40
Coding region: 141-5954 (1937 amino acids)
Biological process (GO): muscle contraction
Cellular component (GO): cytoplasm; myosin II complex; myosin filament
Molecular function (GO): actin filament binding; ATP binding; microfilament motor activity
Source: RefSeq, a predicted model, not a curated record